Molecule: messenger RNA, 732 nt
Organism: Eimeria mitis
Lineage: Eukaryota; Apicomplexa; Conoidasida; Eucoccidiorida; Eimeriidae
Exons: 4
Coding region: 1-732 (243 amino acids)
Source: RefSeq, a predicted model, not a curated record
AUGCCCGAGUGGUAUAAUACUCUCCAAGAAGAUGGAACUCCAAGCUCUGUCUCGGCCUUUUUCUCUCCAGGGGCGCCAACGCUGGGAUCGAUCGUUGGCCGGACGGGGAAGUUGAAAGGCAAUGACUUUCACUCCGUUUCGUGUCUGCGUGUCUCUCUGGCAAUAUUAGCAUCCAUGGCAGCGAUUGCACUGCUCGUAGUUUCCUGUUCGCGCCUUUUGGAGAGACGGCCGCUCCAGGAACUUCGAAGCCGCAAGCUGGCCAGCUCAGAAGAGAGCGGCGUGCAGAUGGAUAUUUGCGGCGACACUCGUGAAGAAGAGGAGGAACAAGAGAACCACAGUCCGCAUCCUCCCAACUUGCCAGGUGGCGGAGAACGGCAUCUGCCCCUUAAGAAGAGAUUGUUGCAGGAAAGAGAGCGACAGCACUGGCAAAGCAAGGUACAGUGGGACGAUCAGGAAGAGCUUUACCCUCAGCAGCAGCAGCAGCAGCAACUGAAUUGGCAGUACCUUCUUUGGCAGCACCAGCUGCGCCAAGUGCAACAGGAGCAGGAGCACCAGAACGGCAAAGCCAACUGCAUUCUUCGCAGGUGCGUCCCCAGACAGAGCCAGAUGCAGCAACGGGACUGCUGGAUUCCCGCCAUCACCACCAUGCUGAUGGACAUUUUGCUUCACGCUCAAGGCAACCUGUCCCCAUACAGCCGCGUCAGCAACAACAGCAGGAACAGCAGUUCCUGA